CUUUUUCAAGGCACUGUACACUAUAUUGCCAGAAGUAUUGGGACAACCCUCCAAAUCAUUGGAUUCAGGUGUUCCAAUCACCUUCAUGGCCACCUAGGCAUGCAGACUGUUUCUACAAACAUUUGUGAAAGAACGGAUCGCUCUCAGGAGCUCAGUGAAUUCAAGCGUGGUACUGUGAUAGGUUGCCACCUGUGCAAUAAGUCCAUCCAUGAAAUUUCCUUGCUACUAAAUAUUCCACGGUCAACUGUUAGUGGUACUAUAGCAAAGUGGAAGCAACUGGGAACAUCAGCAACUCAGCCAUGAAGUGGUAGGCCACGUAUAAUGACAAAGCGGGGUCAGCGCAUGCUGUAGCGCACAGUGUGCAGAAGUCGCCAGCUGUCUGCAGAGUCAAUAG
Staurois parvus is the source of this 394-nucleotide messenger RNA. NCBI's taxonomy places the organism in Eukaryota, Metazoa, Chordata, Amphibia, Anura, Ranidae. The record is from the annotation of a GenBank genome assembly.